Dicentrarchus labrax (European seabass) is the source of this 817-nucleotide messenger RNA. RefSeq names its product NADH:ubiquinone oxidoreductase subunit AB1b (gene ndufab1b). Bases 45 to 515 code for a protein of 156 amino acids. Gene Ontology annotation, biological process: fatty acid biosynthetic process. The record is from RefSeq and is a predicted model, not a curated record. NCBI's taxonomy places the organism in Eukaryota, Metazoa, Chordata, Actinopteri, Moronidae. The transcript has 5 exons. Gene Ontology annotation, cellular component: mitochondrion. Gene Ontology annotation, molecular function: acyl binding; acyl carrier activity.
UCUUCUUCGCCGUGCACGCUGGGAGCCAGUCACUUUUCUCCGUCAUGGCGGCCCGUGUCCUGCAGCAGUGUGUCCGCUCGCUCGCCCGGCCCUCGCUGAGGCUUUGCUCCGGUAACCCGGCAGUGAGAGCCGCAGCCGCCCCGGCAGUAGCCAUCCACCGACCCCUGUCCUCCGCCGCAGACAGCCGGAGGACGCGGUGGCUCGGACAGAGUCGGAUUCCCUCAGUGGGCGUGUUUUGCCGACAGUAUGGAGACUUGCCCCCCUUCACCAUAGAGGUCAUUAGAGAUCGUGUCAUGUAUGUCCUCAAGCUCUACGACAAGAUCAACCCAGAGAAGCUGCAGACAUCCUCUCACUUCAUGAAAGACCUGGGUCUGGACAGCUUGGACCAGGUGGAGAUCAUCAUGGCCAUGGAGGAUGAGUUUGGCUUUGAGAUCCCUGACGCAGAAGCAGAGAAGUUGAUGAGUCCUGAGGAAAUUGUACAAUAUAUCGCAGACAAGAAGGACGUUUAUGAAUAGCUUGUUCUAUAGUUCACUACAGAGAGGUUGACGCCAGCGUGACCCCACAGGAAGUACUCGUGAAGCAGAUCUGCACCAAACCAUUUCCCACUUCCUCCCGUCAGCUCUUCUGUCCAUUACGGCACUGUUGGCUGCCGUGUCUUGUGUUUGACUGUAUUUAAAUGAACAUGUGUUUUGGGAGCUUGGAGAUAAAACAAUAUUAAACAAGGUUAUAUCACAGUUUUUUUCUUUCUUCCAGCUCUAACCUGUGGUUCCGAUGUAUAAUUUCUCAUAAUUAGAUCAAUAAAGACACAUGCUGUAUA